Hermetia illucens (black soldier fly) is the source of this 2038-nucleotide messenger RNA. RefSeq names its product importin subunit alpha-7 (gene Kap-alpha1). The record is from RefSeq and is a predicted model, not a curated record. Gene Ontology annotation, biological process: NLS-bearing protein import into nucleus. Gene Ontology annotation, cellular component: nucleoplasm; cytoplasm; nucleus. NCBI's taxonomy places the organism in Eukaryota, Metazoa, Arthropoda, Insecta, Diptera, Stratiomyidae. Gene Ontology annotation, molecular function: nuclear import signal receptor activity; protein binding.
CUUGACAGCUAGUCGGCAGCCACUGGUCGAAUUUCAGGUGCACUUCGCACUCACUGCUUCCAAUAGAUCUCGUAGUAGGUGUUGUAGGAUUUUUCAGAGUGCGGACUUCUUUGUAAAAUUGCAGUAGAAAUCGAUAAAAAAUGUCAACCACGCAUAGGCAUCGAUAUAAAAAUGCUGGGCUGGAUUCGUCAGAAAUGCGUCGAAGACGCGAAGAGGAGGGAAUUCAACUCAGAAAACAGAAACGUGAACAGCAACUGAUCAAGCGGCGAAAUGUCGACGUACCUGUGUCCAUGGAGAGCGACAUCAUCCAGGAACAUGAGAUGACAAUUGACAAUCAGUCAGUCAUUAAAAAGGAGAUGAUCGACCAGCUGUACAGCGAGGAUGAGGCACAACAAGUGAUAGCCACGCAAGUUCCGAAACUUCUGUGCCGGGAUCCAAACCCCCCAAUCGAAGAAGUCAUCAAGACGGGAAUCGUCCCGCGAUUCGUUCGCUUUUUUGAAGAACCACAACACUGCACCUUACAGUUUGAAGCUGCUUGGGCCCUCACCAACAUAGUAUCAGGAACAGCUCAGCAGACUAGAGUGGUGAUUGAAGCUGGCGCCGUGCCGAUAUUUAUUGAAUUACUUUCUAGUCCUCACGAAGAUGUACAAGAGCAAGCCGUCUGGGCUCUGGGAAACAUUGCAGGCGACUCGCCAGCUUGUCGAGAUUAUUUAUUAGGUGCCGGCAUUUUAUUACCACUUUUACAAGUUUUAAGUAAUCAGGAGCGUCUAACCAUGACCCGAAAUGCAGUUUGGACUUUAUCUAACUUGUGCCGGGGGAAAAAUCCGCCUGCAGAUUUUACGAAAAUUGUGAAGGGUCUACCGAUAUUGGCAAGACUAUUGAAUCAUCCUGAUGUUGACGUUUUGAGCGAUACGUGUUGGGCAAUUAGUUACCUAUCAGAUGGCCCCAACGAUAAAAUUCAGGCUGUUAUCGAUGCUGGUGUUUGCAGGCGUCUGGUCGAAUUACUCAUGCACCCAGAAACGAGUGUUGUAACGGCUGCUUUACGUGCCGUCGGUAACAUAGUAACGGGGGAUGAUAUACAAACACAAGUCAUUUUAAAUUGCAAUGCAUUGCCUUGCAUACUACAAUUGCUGAACUCCGGGAACGCAACUGUGCGGAAAGAAGCUUGCUGGACGAUAUCAAAUAUUGCCGCAGGCAACCGGCAGCAGAUCCAGGCUGUUAUAGACGCUAAUAUAUUUUCAGUUUUAAUAACCAUACUCCAAACUGCGGACUUCAAAACUAAGAAGGAGGCGGCAUGGGCGAUUACAAAUGCAACAAGCAGCGGAACUGCUGAACAAAUUAGAUAUUUAGUGCAAGUGGGCUGUAUACCACCAAUGUGUGAGUUUCUUACCGUUGUCGACUCGGACAUUGUUCAGGUAGCAUUGAAUGCAUUAGAAAACAUACUGAAAGCAGGCGAGAAAUGCAACACGCGACCUAAUCCUUACGCGAUAUUAAUAGAAGAGUGUUCAGGCCUAGAUAAGAUAGAAUAUUUACAAUCUCACGAAAAUCGAGACAUUUAUCAUAAAUCAUUUAAUAUCAUCGAACAAUUCUUCGGCAAUGAGGAGGAAGAUCGCAGAGUGGCACCGACUAUGGAAAAUAAUCAGUAUCAGUUUAACCCGGAAAAAGCAGCCCCGCAAGGUGGAUUCAACUUUUAGUGCGGCCAACAGGCUUUAAUGACGUACUCGAUAGAAUGGAACGGCUAAGUUAACUAACUAUUCAGUGUAACGCUCUCAAAGACACCUUUAGCAAACCAACACCACGCAUCCAAGCGAGAUAUAGAAAGCAGUCACCGCAUUAUUGAAAGAAAUAGGCAUUGGCGAAUUAAUGAAAUGAAGAAUUCAAAUUUAUCUUACCUAUUUACUCUGGAUAUAAUUUAUUUUCAGUUGUUUUCGGCUAACACCCGUUCAUGUUACUACACACAAAGAAAAGAUGUGAAAUGAAGCAUGUUCAUUUUGAGUAUUUGUAUAAAAAUAUAUAUAAAUAUGUACCAUAAGGUGGA